AUGACAACGACAGUUCAUUUCAAUCUGAAUGUACUCCACAAGUCGUGCAUUCAAGUCUGCUCGCUGGCACCCUGGCGCCCCCCCCCCAACAACGAUCCUAUACCUACUAUGGCCCACCUUCUUCUACCUAUCACGGUGGCCCAGCCAUCUAAGAGCCAUCUGGACAGCGAAGCAGUAGAACAACUCUUGCUCUUUUCUCAACAAAUAUCUACCGACGGAAUAGCCUUCACGGCGGCAGGAUUCUUCGUCAUAGACUUGUCACUGCUUUGCACGGUUCUGACUUCGGCCGUUACGUAUGUAAUAAUCUUAAUUCAGUUUAAAUCUCACUGA
Cryptotermes secundus is the source of this 330-nucleotide messenger RNA. RefSeq lists its product as uncharacterized. The record is from RefSeq and is a predicted model, not a curated record. Gene Ontology annotation, cellular component: axon; dendrite; neuronal cell body. Bases 1 to 330 code for a protein of 109 amino acids. Gene Ontology annotation, biological process: sensory perception of taste. The transcript has 4 exons. Lineage: Eukaryota; Metazoa; Arthropoda; Insecta; Blattodea; Kalotermitidae.